Messenger RNA from Eremothecium sinecaudum, 1197 nucleotides. RefSeq names its product Ctf13p (gene CTF13). The transcript has a single exon. NCBI's taxonomy places the organism in Eukaryota, Fungi, Ascomycota, Saccharomycetes, Saccharomycetales, Saccharomycetaceae. The record is from RefSeq and is a predicted model, not a curated record. The coding region runs from base 1 to 1197 and encodes 398 amino acids.
AUGCAUGUAAUGUUUGAUGUCAUAUUAUUCCUUAAUUUACCAAUUGAUAUUAGGCUUGAAGUUUAUAAGCAUUUGCUUGGGCAAUUUACUUGUUUAGAUCCGCUCUCAACCGGUCCGCGGGUUAGAAUAGACACACCUGAACAAUGGAAACUGCAAGAAGAGAGGUUUACGUUUUAUUUAGCUCAUUAUGAAUAUCUAAAUGAUUUUAUUCCUCGAUGGUUAAGCUACACACCAUGUUUGAGAUACGAUUGCAUAGUGUUGGAUUAUUUACGUAUAAACCUUUUAUACGAGUCCGGGUUAUCAAAGAUGCACUGGAUUGAACUUGACGAUGGAGAUCCUUACCUUGCAGCAUUUGAUAAUAGGGAAGAUGUACUACAAGUCUGGUACACACCAAGGGAAUAUGCUUCAUGGAUAAUAUGUAAAAGUCCCCAAGGAAUAGCGGAUGACAAUAAUGAAUUCACAACUACAAGUCUAGACCUUGGAUUACUAAAGAACUGUAAAUUAUUAUGUCAAAGCCUGCCCCAGCAAUACCUGGACUCUGUGAUUUUGGUGACUUUAACACAAGAGGAACUUAUUUCUGAGGGUCAUCUGCAUGAAUCAAUAAAAUACUUGAUAUCCCAUAUGGAACAAAUAAGGUACCUUCGUUGCAUAAGAGUACGAUCAGAUUUCUUACUAAGGAAGUUAAUCAAUUUAAGGGGUCACCGUGAUAAUCCUGGUCAUAUGAUACCUUAUACUGUGAGAAAACGUAUUCGUGAAAUAGAAGUACUAGGGCUACAAAAGGCUAUAGUGGAGAUUAACUUUACAAAAUGGGAGAACUGCCUAGUAUUGAAGUUGGAAAACUGCGCAAUCACAAUAGAUUUGAAUAAAAUAAUACUACCAAGACAGCUACGUUAUCUUUCAAUUAAGAAGGUACAAGCUGUCAAGUGGUGGAAUAUAAAAAAAGGCCUACUCCAAAGCAAUUUUGAUGAAAAGCGGGAAAAAGGUCGCGUAAUAAAAAUGAUUAACAAGUCCAUGAUAGAUCAAGAAAAGUACUUCAAGAUGCAAGAUCUGAUCACGGGUAAGCUCCAAAAUCUAAAUCACAUUACGAUACAAGAGGUUCAGGAGUUAUUACGUGAUAUUGUGGUACCAUCUAGGCUUUACUACAGUAACAGGGUGAAUAUCUUUCAAUGUCAUGUGGAUGAAAUUACAGUUGUAUAA